AUGGGGGGUGGUAACCAGUUUCCUUCCGAUGGAGGUUCUCAUGAGAAGGUUACGUCUUCGGUACCAGGUCAGAACGACCAUCUCCACGCGGUGGUCGAUAUGGGCAGUAAUGGUAUCCGGUGCUCGAUUUCCGAUCUCACUUCGCCCACUACUCGUAUCAUCCCUACGGUCCACUUCCAUCGCGUCAAUAUCUCCCUCUACGAGGCCCAAAUCGAUCCCAAGACUGGCACUCGCAUACCCAUUGCCCAACAUGUGAUCGACCGAGUGGUUAGUGCGAUUGUUCGGUUUCAAAUCAUAUGUGUCGAGCUUGGUGUGCCAGCGUACAACAUACGCAUUAUCGCGACCGAGGCAACCCGCACGGCGAUCAACUCGGCAGCGUUCACGGGCGCAAUCUAUAAGAAAACGGGCAUCGAAGUGGAGCUUCUGCGGAAGGAAGAUGAGGGGAUCAUCGGCGCGUGGGGGAUUGCCAGUAGCUUUUCUGACGUGGAAGGACUGGCGCUAGAUCUUGGGGGUGGCAGUAUGCAAAUGACCUGGAUCAUCUCGCAUGCAGGCAACGUGCGCAUCAGUCCCCAGGGUGCGGUGAGCUUCCCUUACGGAGCGGCCGCAUUAACCCAGAAAUUAGCCGACUUGAAGCGAGGCAAGAGCGACGACGAGGCUGAAAAGGCAAAAGAAGAAUUCCGCCGCGAGAUGGCGAACAACUUCCGCACUGCCUUCGAACGCCUCGAAGUCCCCGACAGUCUUGUGAAGAAAGCACGCGAGCAGGGUGGAUUUCCUUUGUACUUGUCUGGCGGUGGGUUCCGCGGCUGGGGUUAUCUCCUGCUUUACUUGCAUCAAACCCGUGGCCAAAAUUAUCCCAUUUCCAUCAUCAACGGGUACACUGCGCCCAAGGAGGAUUUCGAGAACACCGAUGCCCUGAAGGAGGUGGCUCGCACGGCAGACGAGAUCUUCCGUGUGUCCGAUCGGCGCCGCAAACAGGUGCCUUCGGUCGCUUUCCUGGUCAACGUGCUUGCCGAAUCAUUGCCGCAUGGGAUCAAGGAGGCACAUUUCUGCCAAGGGGGCGUACGAGAGGGUGUCUUGUUCCGCCAAAUGCUACCGGUGGUCCGUCAACAAGACCCUCUAGAGGUUGCGACCGCUCGUUACGCGCCCUCGUCAGCCCAGGCGAUCGCUGCAUUGAUGCUGGCUGCUCUGCCUCGACCAACAGGUUCGCGCUCGGUUCCAUCCACAAUCAGCGUCCAUGUGGUCCAGGCAUUUGCCAAUGCCCUCUAUGUACAUGCAUCGAUGGCCAAAGAGCUCUCUUCCAGUGCAGCUUUGUAUAGUACGAGCACUGGCAUUCUCGCCUCGACACAUGGAAUUCCUCAUUCUCACCGGGCGCUUUUAGCCCUGAUGCUCCAGGAGCGCUACGGUGGAGAACUCCCACCGCGCGAUGUGGACCUCAAAUCCCAUUUGCAAGGGCUUCUCACUCCCGAGGAAGUCUGGUGGACUCGGUACCUUGGCAAGUUUGGCCUUGUUCUCGGCCAAUUGUACCUAACUGGUGCAAUUGAUACUUCUAAGCCCCGGAUCGUUCCUUCUGCGGAGUGGGUGACGGGACUAGGAAAGAAAGGGAAGAAGGAUGGGAUCAAUUUGAAGAUUUCCAUUCAAAAGGUGGCAUAUGAUCCGACUCAUUUGAAAGAGGAACUGGAGCGAGAUUUGCGGAAGCUUGAGAAGGUAGGGAAACGCAAGAACUGGAUCGGGGGGAGGGAUGGUUGGGGGGUCAAAAUUCAGGUGUCUGUGGAAGAAGAGGAUUUACUGGUCACAUAG
Messenger RNA from Penicillium subrubescens, 1797 nucleotides. RefSeq names its product putative transcription regulator (RTG2). Gene Ontology annotation, biological process: regulation of transcription by RNA polymerase II. Lineage: Eukaryota; Fungi; Ascomycota; Eurotiomycetes; Eurotiales; Aspergillaceae. The coding region runs from base 1 to 1797 and encodes 598 amino acids. The record is from RefSeq and is a predicted model, not a curated record. The transcript has 2 exons.